This is a messenger RNA of Penicillium brevicompactum, 2577 nucleotides long. Its product is annotated as Zn(II)2Cys6 transcription factor. The coding region runs from base 1 to 2577 and encodes 858 amino acids. The record is from RefSeq and is a predicted model, not a curated record. Gene Ontology annotation, biological process: DNA-templated transcription; regulation of DNA-templated transcription. The transcript has 4 exons. Gene Ontology annotation, molecular function: DNA-binding transcription factor activity, RNA polymerase II-specific; zinc ion binding; DNA binding. Lineage: Eukaryota; Fungi; Ascomycota; Eurotiomycetes; Eurotiales; Aspergillaceae.
AUGACAAUCAAAGGCGUACCGCUGCAGUCCAACCAGGAAGAGAACGCCUCUCAACCCGAACCUCCUGCUCAGAAACAAGAUACAGAUAGCGCCCUUGCCACACCCCGACCACCCUCUCUCGCAGAUUCCGUUUCGACACUCGGCGCAAAACGAUCCGCGUCUACCUCCAUCCUCUCAAAUCAGACCCUUGCCGCUCAAACAAAAGUCGCUAUCCCUCGCCAGCGGGCGGGGAUUGCGCAGCGCUAUAAUCGGAGAGUGCCCCGCGCAUGUGAAUCUUGCAGAGGUCGGAAGACAAAAUGCAGUGGCGAUACCCCUGUUUGCCGCCAAUGUCGGGAGCUCAGGGCGACGUGCAUUUACCCGCAAGGUUGGAGGGAAAAGACAAAAAAACAAGUUGAAAAGCUUUCAGAGAAAGCGACAGAAUAUGAAAUAAUGCUUAAGGAGUUAGGGAACACUGUGGAGUCUCGUGCUGCGGAGCGGAUCAGGAGCUUGCUGGACAAGCACGGCCUGGAGACGGAAGAUUCUUCCAACCAAUCCAACUCGGUAACUCCUCAGGAUGAUAAUCCAGAGCACGAUGUGCCAUCAUCGCCCUCGUCUAUCGGGUCACUGGAGGCGAUCGACCGAGUUGAAGAGGAUCUCAAUCGAUCCGAACAUACGAGAGCAACCGGCUAUAUGGGAAAGAACUCAGAAGUCACUUGGAUGCAGCGACUGCAGAGGGAAGCAGAUCAACGUGCGCAGGGCCUUCCAGGCAGCUUGGAGCCUGGCCAGGAUCGCACCACUGAUAAUGCAUUGUCUCUCCACGCGGUCAAUUAUCACCUUGAUGAUUUGGACAUCUCGGUGCCUGGACCAGUUCAACUUUAUGCUAUGCCUCCUCGAGAGCAAGCAGAUCAUAUGUUUGAAGCAUAUUUGACCACUGUGCACCCGUUCUACCCCAUUAUAAACAGGCCUCUGUUCGCGGCGCAAUUCCGAACAUUCUUUGAUAGUGCUGCAAGACCCGGUGACAAGUGGCUUGCAAUUUUGAAUAUGAUCUUCGCAAUUGGUGCCAAGCACGGGCAUCUGACCGACGCACCGUGGCGCGGCGAUGAGAAAGAUCAUUUGGUCUAUCUGACCAGAGCACGGAUUUUGAGUAUGAACGGUGAUGUUUUGUUCAGCCAUCCUGAUCUCCAGCAAGUCCAAGUAGAGGGCUUGAUUGCCUUCUACCUCCUAGCCUCCGAUCAGAUCAAUCGGGCAUGGAGAAUCUCAGCGCUAGCCGUACGUUCGGCAAUCACCCUCGGAAUAAACAUGAAAAGCAGCGCACCAACCACACCGGAUCUCUCAAAGGAGGCCCGCUACCGAGUCUGGUGGUGCUUGUAUACAUUCGAACAUAUGCUCGGAAUAAUGACUGGUCGAGCAACUUGUAUUCAAGAUGGUGUCUGCACUUCGCCCUUCCCGAUUCCGUUCGAAGAGGAUCAACUGCACCAACCAGGUGCCCUUGAAGUCCUGACAGAUUCCACCCUACGAGACGAACGGAUCAACAACGUAGUAGCCAGUGCUUGUAUCAGACAGAUGCCUCUCAAUCCAGCAAAUGGAACGCUGGCUGCCCAUCACACAAAAGCCCGAGACACCGCAUGGAUUAAGAGCUUACCAAUCAACUACGGACUCUGUUACCUGUACUACUGCGACCUCUCAGUGGUCGUGCAGGAAAUUGUCAACAAAGUCUAUUCAGUAGACUGCGUGAUGGUGCCUUGGGCACACAUUGAGAACCGAAUUGGUGAACUCAGGUCUCGGACCGAGAUGUGGGCAGCCAGUCUCCCCGAAGCGCUCGAUUUCACCCGCACACAUGAAAAUGGACCCGAUGUGCUCCGGUGUAAGCUGACUCUGGCAUUACAUUACUACAGUGCGCGCAUCACCCUAGGUCGCCCCUGUCUCUGCCGACGCGACGCACGCCGAAAAGGCCCCACCGCAUCAUUCAGCCAUGACAUGGCUGUGAUCACAUUGGAGUCUGCUUGUCGCAUGCUCGAUCUGAUCCCCGAUGAGCCGAAUGCAAUUCAACUAUAUUCAAUCGCGCCCUGGUGGUGCGUUCUCCACUAUCUCAUGCAGGCGGCGACCGUUCUACUCCUGGAGUUAUCAUUCGGCACAGUGCACAUGCCAGAAGAGGAAAAGAAUUUCAUUGCGCUUUCUAAGAAAGCCACCCGCUGGCUCUUCGCAAUGUCCGAGCAGAGCAUCGCCUCAAGACGUGCCUGGCAACUCUGUGAUCUGAGCCUCCGCAAACUAGCCAAGGGCAUGAAAUACGAUGUCAGCGAUAUGCCCGAAUAUCCCUACCACCCAGAGCCGACAACCACAAUCGGCUCGGAGUCCGGUGAUGGCCCUGUGGCUCAUACAGUUGAUGACUAUUGGGGUCCUCAGCUAGAGCAUCUUCCUGUAUCUGUUCCGGUGCAACCUCCUCCCGGCGAAGAUCAUUACACCUACCCGACCAUCUCUACUACAGACCUGAUGUCUACUUUGACGGCUGAAGCUCAGGAUUCAUAUUUCCCUUAUGAUCCCAUCAGUGGGGAAUUUAUGCGAUCUUUCUUCCCUCAGAACAAUGAGAAUGACAACUGA